Molecule: messenger RNA, 1932 nt
Organism: Coccidioides posadasii C735 delta SOWgp
Lineage: Eukaryota; Fungi; Ascomycota; Eurotiomycetes; Onygenales; Onygenaceae
Biological process (GO): protein K63-linked deubiquitination
Cellular component (GO): membrane; endosome
Molecular function (GO): protein binding; metal-dependent deubiquitinase activity; K63-linked deubiquitinase activity
Source: RefSeq, a predicted model, not a curated record
GUGACCCCGAGCGAGCAGACAAUGGGAAUGGCCGUUCAGCGCACGGCUCAUCCCCCGUCGCCGGCGCUGUUGAAACAGGUUCAGUAGAUUCGAUCCCCGCCCCAUCGUGUGGCAGUUCACCACCUCAUCGCCAAAACCUUGGGAGAGACAAGCUCGCAACUUUCCGGCGCCACAACAACCUUUAAAUCCUCAGUGGUCGGGCUAUUUUAAGACGGUUGUGUGUUUUGCACCUCCUCGUGCGGUUUGUCUACGGACCUAGCUACAUGUCAGUUUGCUGCUCACGUCCAAACGGCAGCCAUGAUUCCGCCGCUCAACGUCGCGGAAAUCGCUCGCCAGGCCGCAGCGUACGAGUACAGCCCCAGCACGAAGCUGCAAUACUGGCUGAGGACCGCUGCGUCUUUGGUGAAAGAGGCAGAUGUCUACGAGCGCGAAGGAAACGACCAGCAGGCAUACCUCCUCCUUUUCAGACAUGCACAGCUCGUCCUUGUCAAUCUUAUUAUGCACCCCCAGGCCCAGGACCCGAGUUGCCGGCGUGGCCUGGCCGAAGCGCAGCGGGAGGUGCAGAACUCGCUGAAAAGAUUGGAAGUCCUGAAGCCCCGGAUAAAUCAGCGAUACAAGCAGUAUCAAGAGGCAAGAGAUAUUGAGUUUAGGAAGACUAUAGCCGCUCAGCUGGACGACCAUGCAGACCUCCUUCGUGAUCGCGAGUCUCAUGACCCUGCGAUAGCUGGACGACCACAGCCCCUCGCUGCUGCAGAGAACAAGGACCUAGCCGUGAAACUGGCCCAAAAGGAGCUGAAACGCAGAGCAGCGGCUAAAUUGGGGCACUACCUGAGCGAGAAUCUUCACCCGCACAAGCAACGGAGACUGCUCGCGCCUGUUCAAGGUCAACCAACGCAGGAGCAUCACGGCGUGUCCGACCAGGACGAUCUUGCUAGCCGACUACAGGAAGUGCGAGCCAGAGUUGAAGGGGACCAGACUCACAGGACAAGCAUCCAGGAAUCUCAACCUGCGAGUUCUGAGGUUCAAACAAUACUACGGCGGCCUGAGCCGAACCGUUCAGCGACAGGCUACAAGUAUCCCGCUGUUCCUGCACAGAGCAUCUUCACAAUCACGGAAACAGUGCCGCCACUUCCAAGUAAAGGGCUGCUUCAGCCUCUGCCAUUGCGGCCGCCAGCAAUUCCAGCUAAAAUCCCCGAACCUCCCUCCAGACCAAUAUCCGCUACACCUCCUUCCGCCCCGCCAGUUCCUAGUAAAGUCGCGCCUAACACCACAAGUAUCACCCCUCCCGAGCCACCUCGCCAACCCGACUACAUCACCCCGUCUUCAUCCGACCUUCAACCGUCCACAUUCACCUUCAAACCAUCCUCCUACCUCGAGAAUGGCAACCCGCUCCGCACAAUCUUCAUUUCCCCUGACCUCCGCCAACGCUUCCUCGAAAUCGCCUACCCCAACACCCGUCGCAACCUUGAAACAUGCGGCAUCCUCUGCGGCUCCCUGAUCUCCAACGCCUUUUUCAUCUCCAAGCUCCUUAUCCCCGAACAAGAAUCCACACCAGACACCUGCGAAAUGGUCAACGAAGGCGCCGUCUUCGAGUACUGUGACGCCGAGGACCUCAUGGUCCUGGGCUGGAUACACACGCACCCAACGCAGACCUGUUUCAUGAGCUCGCGUGAUCUGCACACUCAGUCCGGAUACCAGGUCAUGCUCGCUGAGAGUAUCGCUAUCGUCUGUGCGCCCAGCAGGACGCCGGACUGGGGUGUGUUUAGAUUGACCGAUCCACCGGGAUUGAAGACCGUCCUGGCGUGUACGAAGCAGGGGCUCUUCCACCCACAUGAAGAGACUGAUAUCUAUACGGAUGCAUUGAGGCCGGGACAUGUGUUUGAGGCAAAGGGUUUGGAGUUCGAGACAGUGGAUUUGAGGAAUAAAAGGUGA